Molecule: messenger RNA, 585 nt
Organism: Paracoccidioides lutzii Pb01
Exons: 2
Coding region: 1-585 (194 amino acids)
Source: RefSeq, a predicted model, not a curated record
AUGCAGGCCAUUGUGAAUCUGUUCCCAACAUUUGACGAACGGAACCUCAUUGCAGCUUUACAGGCGCUGACUAUAUACAUGCUACUACUCCUCUUCCCUUCCAAUAACCAGCCAGGGGUCUCAUUAAUUGAUGAAAAGCUGAUUGGAGAAGUGAAUGGUUUAAUCCGUUACGGUGUGUCGACUGGUCUGGUACUCGAAGAAGAGAGCAACCGCGUUCGACCCUUAUGGGAAUCAUGGAUCCACGUUUCGUGCAAACGACGAGCUCUUCUAAGUUUAUAUACGAUACAUUGGGCGUACAGUGCAUUUUUCUGCUUACCACCUCUUAAUUGUGCAGAUGUAAGCAAUAUCCCCGCUCCUGCAGCGAAAUACCUAUGGGAAGCCAAUUCAAAGGAGCAAUGGGAGUCACUCUACAACCGCUGGUUAGUCCAAUGGGAUGGACCGUCGCUAUGUCAACGGGAGCUCUUCGACAUUUCUCGUGGAGUGCGAAUGGGGCCCCGAGUGGAGUUGUGGCUUGAAGAUGCGGACGAAUUUGGCAUGCUGUUUGUCGCGCUAUGUAAGCAUGAAACCCCUAUGUUGAUGUUUUGA